UGAAUCACACAUAUUUUUGUAAAAUAAAUAGCCAGUUAGAAGAAGGACUCGGAAUUUGUAUAGCAGCUGAUGUGUAAAGAUGGCCAAGCUCAAUACAAACAAAUAGUGAUCAGUGACGUGCUCAUUUUACGACUGACUCUGUACCUAGGGGGCAAAUGAUAAACAAAUUUAUUUUGUUACAUAUUAAAAAAUGGCUUAUGAUACACGUAAUAUAAAAUAUUCAUCUGAAAUGCACAAUCAUCAACAUAAUCAACCUAAUAUGACUGGAUAUACAUAUUCUGGACAUCCAGUAUCACAUGCUCAACAUACAGAUGAAAAUAGAAAUGAAAAUAAUUGUGGAAAUAAGGAAACAUGUUCUCAAAUAUCUCAUCAAUCUUCGGGUACACAGACUAUUCAAAAAGUAGAUGCAGCAACCAUGACUGAUCCAUUACAAAUAGAUUUUAGACUUACUUCUGAAUAUUUAGCACGAUGUUCUAGUACAUUAGGUUUACCAUAUGUAACUAAAUAUGAAGAAAAUAGCAAUAAUUCAACUCAUAAUUGUCAAGAAAUUCGACCGAAAAUUGAAUUUGAAGUUGAACCACAACAUAUCAAUGGUAUGUUAAUUUAUCAUUGUCCAGAAUGUGCAUAUAGAUUUGAAGACAGAGAAGCAUUACAUGAACAUUUAGAGGAUCAUAGACAACGACCCCACAUCUGUGAUAUUUGUGGUGCAAGUUUAAAACGCAAAGAACAUCUAGAUCGUCAUAAACAAGGACAUAAUAAAGAUAGGCCUUAUCAGUGUAAUAUGUGUUGCAAAGCAUUUAAACGCAAUGAACAUCUUGCACGUCAUAUGAUUAUUCACUCUGGUAGCAAAAAUCAAGUUUGUACAGAAUGUGGCAAAGCUUUUUAUAGAAAGGAUCAUUUAAAAAAACACUUGCAAAGUCAUAAUAGUAGUAGAAAUAAAAAUCUAAAUAGUUCACAAAAUAAUCAAAAUAGUCAUAAUAAUGGCGAUGAAGGAUUAAGUAGUUUUGCAAUGAUGAUGAGACAAACUGGGCCACCUCCGUUUUCUAUUUUAAGAACUUAAUACAUUUUUAUCUUAUUAAAGUUGUUUUAUAAUUUAGGCAAUUUAAAUUUAAGAGAUUGAUACAGCGAGCUUUAUCAGAGACAUUUUCAUGAUAUAACAGAAUAGUUGUUAAUUGUUCU
This is a messenger RNA of Apis dorsata (giant honeybee), 1179 nucleotides long. RefSeq names its product zinc finger protein 84-like. Gene Ontology annotation, biological process: regulation of transcription by RNA polymerase II. The record is from RefSeq and is a predicted model, not a curated record. NCBI's taxonomy places the organism in Eukaryota, Metazoa, Arthropoda, Insecta, Hymenoptera, Apidae. Gene Ontology annotation, molecular function: RNA polymerase II cis-regulatory region sequence-specific DNA binding; DNA-binding transcription factor activity. The transcript has 3 exons. The coding region runs from base 191 to 1060 and encodes 289 amino acids.